UUCUCCUCGGACUCGGAACCUGCUGCCGACCUUUCCCUCUUCCCCUUAAAACUUAAAAUAAAAUAAAAUAAAAUAAAAGGCCUCCUCCUAGUCCUACCUGACGCUGUGUGCACCGGCCUCAACUCGAUCCCACGUCCCCAUCCAUCCAUCUAUCCAUUCACCCAAGUCCUAACUCACUUCGUUCGAGUCGUCUUGGACCCACGUUAAAGGAAAAGUCCUGCUUUAGCAAACAAAAACCAGUAGAAGCAGCAGAAGCAGGAGCAGGAGGAGGAGAAGAGGAGGGGCCAUGGGCGAAGACGGGACUGGGCUCAAAGGGGGCGGCGGUUCUGGUCGGGAGCGGGGCGGGCUCCCGAGCGGCGCGGCGCGGUCGCGGAUCCCGCGGGGGCGCCAGGUCCAGAAGACGUUGAACAACCUGAAGAUCACGGUGCUGUGCGGCUUCGUCACCAUCCUCGUUCUCCGCGGCACCAUCGGCGUCGGCAACCUCGGCGGCUCCUCCCCCGCCGAGGCCGAGGCUGAGGCCGAGGCCGAGGCCAAGGUCGUCGAGGACAUCGAGCGCAUCCUCCGCGAGAUCCGCUCCGACUCCGACCCCGACGACGACGACGAUGACCGCCGCCUCCUCCAAUCUACCUCCCCUCUCAACUCCACCUCCGCGUCCGCCGCCAACUACACGCUGGGCCCCAAGAUCUCCGACUGGGACGAGCAGCGCCGCGUCUGGCUGAGCCGAAACCCUGGGUUCCCCCGGCGAACCGCCGCGGGCAAGCCGAGGAUCCUCCUCGUCACCGGAUCCCCGCCCAAUCCCUGCGACAACCCCAUCGGCGACCACUACCUCUUGAAAGCUACGAAGAACAAGAUCGACUACUGUCGCCUCCACGGGAUCGAGAUCGUGUACAACAUGGCCCACCUCGACCGCGAGCUCGCCGGGUACUGGGCCAAGCUCCCGCUGAUCCGGCGCCUCAUGCUCUCCCACCCGGAGGUGGAGUGGAUCUGGUGGAUGGACAGCGACGCGCUCUUCACCGACCUGGCCUUCGAGAUCCCGCUGUCCCGCUACGACAAGCACAACCUCGUCAUCCACGGCUACCCGGACCUCCUCUUCGAGAAGCACUCCUGGAUCGCGCUCAACACCGGCAGCUUCCUCCUCCGCAAUUGCCAGUGGUCGCUCGACCUCCUCGACGCGUGGGCCCCCAUGGGCCCCAAGGGUCCGAUCCGCGACGAGGCCGGCAGGGUCCUCACCGCCAGCCUCGAGGGGCGCCCGGCGUUCGAGGCCGACGACCAGUCCGCUCUCAUCUACCUCCUGGUGUCGCAGCAGGACAGGUGGGUCGCCAAGCUCUUCGUCGAGAAUUCGUACUACCUCCACGGAUUCUGGGCCGGGUUGGUGGACAAGUACGAGGACAUGAUGGCGAAGCACCACCCGGGGCUCGGAGACGAGAGGUGGCCCUUCGUAACCCACUUCGUCGGGUGCAAGCCCUGCGGUAGCUACGGGGAUUACCCGGUGGAGAGGUGCCUUACUAGUAUGGAGAGGGCGUUCAAUUUUGCCGAUAACCAGGUGCUCCGCCUCUACGGGUUCGCGCACAAGGCCCUCUCUAGCCCCAAGAUCAGGAGGAUCAGGAAUCAGUCCACAAACCCGUUGGAGGUGAAAGAGAGCCUCAACCUCCGAACACGGACAAUCACGCCACCUUGAACUCGCCCGCCCGCUCAAUACUGCUGCUGUUAGAGGUCAGGCUUGCGGAUUCAUUUUUGCCGUGCUGUAGGAUUUUCAAUUAACUUUAAACGAGCUUGUAGUACUGUUAAACAUUUUUAUCUCAGCUUUUUCACUCUCGGUAAUUAGCGUAUUACUAAUUACUACUAUUUGCAAGCUUCGUUUAGAUGCAGGGUUCUUCUUUCAAAGGACAUUGUUGUACAAGGAAAAGAAACUUACUAUCA
This is a messenger RNA of Ananas comosus (pineapple), 1920 nucleotides long. Its product is annotated as probable glycosyltransferase 2. Gene Ontology annotation, biological process: xyloglucan biosynthetic process. The transcript has a single exon. The coding region runs from base 287 to 1678 and encodes 463 amino acids. Gene Ontology annotation, cellular component: endosome; membrane; trans-Golgi network. Gene Ontology annotation, molecular function: hexosyltransferase activity. The record is from RefSeq and is a predicted model, not a curated record. Lineage: Eukaryota; Viridiplantae; Streptophyta; Magnoliopsida; Poales; Bromeliaceae.